AGUCGGACGCCUGAGUGUGUUUACGCCGCAACGUGCAAUGCAGUAGCAGAGUAGCACUUAGCACAGCUGAGUCUGACAUUAAUGUUGACCAUUUAGCAUUUAUUUGGAAUAAAAAUGAGUAGGAAGCGUUGCAAUAAAGACGCGGUGGAACACCAUGUGGCGGCCAAAAAAGAAAAGUUUUCCGAGUUCAACGGGACUGUUUUUAAAAGCAUGCUGAAGGAUCCCACUCAAGCCAUGAAAGGACUUGAAACCUUCAUAGACAUCGCCAGGAAGCUGCCAUCCCCCCAGCUGUACGAUGUGGUGGAAGGUUACGUGAAAAUCUCCAUGGAGUGUGCGGAGAUAUUCCAACUGCUGGAAGGAGACAAACAAAUAGAGAGUGAGAUGUUGCUGAUCUUCGAGAGUUUGGAGGUGAUUCUCCUGAGGACAGCCAGUGAUUUGUCCCACUUCCGCAUGGUCGGCAACGCAAUCGUGAAAAAAACAGUUUCCAGCCACAUGAGGAUGAUUCAAGGGUGUUUUCAAUCACGGAAUCACAGAUUGGUGCGCCUGAGCCUCAACCUGCUGUCUGCGUCCAUAUCUCAGGGGCCCGAAGCUGCCAGAGAGGUCCUAAGUUACGUUUACAUCAAUAAAACGCUCACUGAUCUCGUCAAGUGGAAAGAUCGCAAGGGAAAACCUGACGUCCGCAUGGCCUUCAUCCAGUUUGUGCUGGCCUUCUUGGUGUCAGGAGACAGUGCAACCAUUGGACGUAUAAUAGAGAUCAAAGAGUUCCUGCCGACCAUCCUGAGCACAGGGCUGAAGGAGGACAGGAUGUCCAUAGUCAAUCUCAUUUUGUCCACGCUGAAGACCAAAGUCCUCUUCGACAAGGCCAUUAGCAAGACGCAAAAAGUGCGCCUCUUCACAGCCGCCACCAUAUCCCACAUUGCUUCGCUGUACAAAUGGAACGGGAUUGUGGACGCCACCGCGGGUGAUGAGGGGGACUCCGAUCCGACUGGGAUAACCGUGGUGAGGAAGCUCGUUCACAGUUUUCUUCUGGACCUGUGCUGCUCCAGGAAGCACGGGAUCCCCUUUCAUGAUGCCAGCUUUGGCACGGCCGGUAGAGCUGGAAACAUCAUCCUGCUGCAGUUCCUGGUGGGCCUGAAACAGGCGACCGAGGACGAGCUGGUGGCCCAGCUGGCGGCCCAGACAUUGAGAGCGAGUCCAGACGUGGUGACGAGAUACUUCAAGGAGACGCGGCACUGGUACACGCCUCGGCCCAACAGUGCUUGGCAGGACACUGUCGGGCUGCUCAAGAAGAUCUACGAGGCCCAGCCAGGGAUCGGCAUCGUGUUCCAAGCCAACGAGCUCAUUCCUAUUCCUCGCCUGCUGUCCAUGAUCCUGGCCAUCUCGCUUCCUCCGGUCUGCACCAAGGCCUUCUUCAAGCAGGGCAUGAGUUUAGCCAACACCGCCGCGCAGCUCACCACCUUCUCCACCAUCAGCUUCAUCUUGAAAAAGGCGGACACGAACGCGGCGUUCCUUCUGGAGUACCGUUCUGACGUGUACACACCUGAAAUAAUGGGCGAGCUGCUCCAGCAGUACCGAGAGAUGCUCAGCAAGAUUUUGCCUGAUAUGACCAACAUCGUUGAAAGGUGGCAAUCGCACACCAAGAAGGAAAGUGAGACCGACCAGAAAGUGAGAGCAAAACAGACGAACAAGAACAACAAAGUGUCUGUUCCAGAAACGCCCGAGGUGAUCCUGCUCAAAGCUCUGAUCCUCCAGGUGAUUUGUCUCUACCAGAAAGUAGUUCCACACCUGGUCAGCCAGUGCAAAUUUGACUUCAGCAAGUUCCUCAAAGGGGUUGUGUCAGAGGGAGGAGUGAACCAAGAGGUCGCCCCAGUCCUUCAGCAUCAGAUUCUACAACUGGCCUUGGACAUUCCUGCCAGCAAGUUCUCAUGGUUCCGCCUUCAGGAAGCCAGCCAAGAAGAGAAGUCAGUGAUUUAUUUGCUCCUCAAGAUGUUUGUCAACAGCGGCUGCAGCCAACUGAAGACCUCCACACGGAUGUUGGUGGUGAAAGUGUUAAAGGACACCGGUGUGUUUGAGUACACUUGGACCGAACUUGAACUCUGGCUUGACCAGCUGGACCGAGUAGAACCCAGCCAACAAGAGACGGCCGUGCGCUUCUUGGAGCAAGUGUUUGCCAGGGUGGUGAGCCAUUCCCACAUGUACACAGAUAAAGUUGCCAGCCUGGUGCAGGAGGCGGCCGAACUGCAGUCCAACCUGAGCGGCCCCGAGGGCGACGCCGCCAGUGUCGCCGUGUCCCACAUAGACGAUGUCCUGGACAUGCUGGACGUCAUUAUGGAGGGCAAUGAUGCCAACAUGGAGGAGGACGGGCCGCCUCUGAGCCAAGACUCCAUUGUUCAAAUGUUCCCCUUCAGCGUGGCUGUCCUCGCCGCUCUAGAGGCCCGGAACAAACUCCCAGCAAACAAAGGCGUGGCGUUUGAGUACUUGUACGCAGUGCUAUGCCACAUUCUUCACAGCCAGAGGGAGCCGCUCCCGCUCUGCUUGGGUCUGCUGCAGUACGACAAAGACCUGGCCUCGUCCGAGCCGCCCGUCUCUCCUCACGGCUCCGUGGCUCACCUGCAACGCUACUACUCCAGGUGGCUCCCACAGCAGUGUCGAGAGGAGCUGUUAGAGUUGCCCGAAUGUCAGCCGAAGGAGAUGCUGACUUCCUUCACUGCGCUGAUGAAAGCUGCCUACCUUGACGGCCUGAGCGGCCUGCCGGAGGACAGCUUCAGGAAAGAUGUUGAAGAAGCCGCCGCUGCCUUGUCGGUGGCUGACUUCCCGCUGGCCAUCAAACAGAUUUUACUCUACGUCAAAUCCACAGUGGAAGACUUUGGCACAUUUCCCCAAAACACUGGAUGUGCUAUUUUGAAGACCUUAAUGGAAAUACUGCAAGACGUCUUGUCCAGGCUGCAAGGCUGGCAGGUGUCCACGGACCCUGAGCCGGCAGAACAGAGCUACCAAGAGGGUUCUGACCUCUUCCUGGAAGUGAACCAGUCGUCCACCGGCGAGGCCAACAAAGAGCAGAUGCUUCUCUCGGCGUUGACCUCCAUCUUCAGACAUCCGUGCCUGGAGCAGUGGUACCUGGCUUUGGAACUGUCCACGCUGCCGCCCCACUCGCUGAACCCGGUCCGACUGAAGGCCAUGUGCACUCAACUGAGCGAUGGCAUCGUGACCCUGCUGACGAUGGCCGCCGCCACCUUGUGCGAGCUGGGCCACCUGGAGCUGCUGGUGGCCUACACGGGUGCUGUGGAGAAAGCCGUGCGCAAGGAGCUGUUGGAGCUGAGUGCCCAGACUCCUGUGAAACUUUCCAGACCUUUCCAGGCUCUCCUGGCACUGCACAGCUACAUGGACCCCUUGCAAGUGAGAGACUUGGUGUCCGAGUUGCUGCUCCUCCCUCAGGAGAGGCUGGUCAUCAGCGCCGCACGGACUCAACCCAGCGUUUACGGCCAGGCCGCGCUGCAGAUUCUCACCGAGUCCACAGCCCGGCGGGAUCAGGAGCGCGGCACAUUCCUGUCGCAAGCUCACCUCCGCGGCCUGGGUACGCUGCUGCUGUCCUGCUCCAGCCCGGCGCUGGAGGCGUUCCUGCUCCAGAUGCUGACCGGCGAGCCCGCAAGCGCGCAACUCAUCCACUCGGACGUGCUGGUGCACUGCCUCCAGCAUCCGCUUCCUCACACCCUGGCCAUCGGGUGCCUGCUUCUGAAGAACUGCUCCACACAGCGCCUCUUCUUUGAGACGUGGUGUCUGCAGCCGGACAACGCCAACAAGCUGUCGGACAUGAUGGAAGACUUCCUCCCGCUGAUUGGAACCUACCUGCAGGUGGCUACCAACAAGGAUCCAACCAGGCCUCAAGAUGUGCAAAAGGAAGUGUCGAACGCACUGAAGGAGCGUCUCCUGGCCAAGUUGAUUCAGUCUGCUCUCGGAGACGCCACAGAAGACGCUGUGGCGCUUGAAGCGCUGGCGGCUCUGAUCAAGCUCUCUGCAGACGUGGCGGACAUCAGAGACUUGAUGACUGACCUGCCCGCUGCCCUGCAGAAAGUGGACAGUUCUGAAAGGUGGAAGCUGGUAGACGUCAUCACAGAGAAGCUGGCUGACUCUCCAGAAGAAGGAGACACGUGGAGGAAGAGUAUCACCUCGGCUGCUCUCAAGUGUCUGAUUGCUUCUUACAAAGAUCAGCCAACAGCCAUCACAUCCAUCCAGGAACAGAACAUCUUGGAAAGACUGCAGAGGCUCGUCACGUCCCCUGAUGCUGCUGCAGACAACUGGAACUCUUUUGUCCAGACAGGACUGAAGUAUCGCUACAGAAAUCAGCAUUUCCUGAACACCCUGCGAAGCCUUCUGGAGGGGUUGUACCACCCCCCCGCCAUGGAGAAAGGCCUGCUACCUUUGUCCACCCUCCACAUGAUGGCCAGCAGCCAUUCCUUGUUCCUGCCCACCAUGCUGGACCCUGAUGACGACGACGAUCCCAGCAGAAGUCAGACCAAAGAGGCCUUAGUGUCUCUCCUCUUCUGUCUGGUGAAGAAAUGCCCACAAGUCUGUGACAUGAGUCACUUCCUGGUACUUCUGGGAGCUUAUGGAGCAACACUCAGCACUACAGAUCAAACAAUAUUGCUGCUACUUCGGGAAUAUGAAAAAAACCACGUCAGUCUCCUCAAGUUUCAGUCUGUUUUGUGGGGCGCGGCGGCUGUGGAGCACCACAAAACCAGGAAGAGCCUGGGAUCUUCUCUGUGGAAGCAGACCCACUCGGAUGACAUCUUGGCCUUGUUAAACGCCGACAAGAUGCUCCAAACCGUUGUGCACUUUCCCCAGGAGCGCAGGAUUAUUCCAAAGGUGGAUGAAGAGAUGCUGUUCCACCAAAACAAUGGGGAUAUGUAUGACCCGUCUUUUCUUCUACCUCUGUUCAGCUUCAUUCUCGGACCAGAGUCUGUGGUGGACUGCCGCAAGUUCAUCUCCGUCCACGCCCUGGGACUGACCGUCGUGGCUCUGAGCAGCAGCGACCCCAACGUGCGGGCGGCGGCGUACCACGUGCUGACCUGCUUCUACCACCACCUGGAGGCGGCACGCAUCGGACUGAAGGAGCAGCUGCUGUACCUGCUGGACAUGCUGAAGAACGGGAUUCGAAAGCAGAAUAAAAGAAUUCCCUUUGUUUUGACCAUUUACAUCAGCAAAGUGGUUCAGCUGAUGCUCAAACCAGAGGACCAAAUGUACUUGGCUAUGAACCGCUUCCUGCUAUCCCGCCAGAGUUUGGACUUAUGGAGGCUGCCCACGUUCUUCAGGUUCUUCUAUGGCUUUGACCCGGAGCACAAAAAGCAGCGAGAGUGGAUCCUAAGCCUGCUGGAGGAAGGAUUAAUUGACGGACAUUGCUACGAUUUAUGCAACCAGCAAGGCCUCUUCCAGAGCCUGCUUGGCUUUAGCAGCAGCCCCUUGUGUGACGAUGACACUCAGAGGCAGAUCAUCAAGGUGUUGUGUCAGUCUGCACGUGUAGUCAAAGCGGCCUACGAGCUGGGCAGCAAUAAUGGCCUACUGAGCUGGUUGAUACAAAUGGUUGAAAAAAGGAACCUCGAGCAGCAUUUGCUGGAUUCUGUCAUAGACAUGCUGCACACGCUGUGGUUCACCAACGUUGAGAAGAAGGAGAAGGCGUUGGAGCAAAUAGAAAGUUCCUCACUGGCAGAAACGAAAGUCAAGUGUCUCCCACUCACACUCAUCAAUGAAUUCCAAUGCCUGGCUUUAAGUGUGAGCCGGCGCUUGAGGUUGGGCGUGAAGGCAGCUCAGUUCAGCCUGUUCCUGCAAACACUCACCUCCAUACUGAAGCAUCAGGUCACGGCUCUCCGUGUGGCAGAAGGUGCCCAGCGACUGGUGUUCCCCCCGCAGCCUCUCUCCACUGUCAACGCUCUCGCUCUGCUCCUGUGCUGGACCAGCCUGUCCGGCCACACGGCGCUGCUCGGCCAGAUACAGGGCUUGUGUGAAAAGCACAGACUAAAGGAACUGUUGACGACUGGUAAAGACAGGAUACGGGCGAAAAUCUUCCACGCCCGAGCAAAAAAAGCGAAGCUGGUGGAGGAAGCUGAGACAGCGGAACAAAAGCCGAGUCUCCCGACCGAGUGUCGAUUGUUUCUCAGCAACAUUUUAAUGUACUGGCGUCCCGUGUUGGCCGCCACCGCACGCCCACCAAAGGACGCCGAGCACCCCGGUGUGCUGGCUGUCCAAGCGGCCCACCUGGUCACCAAAUGGGUCCUGGGGUGCUUGGUGGAGGACGCGUAUGACAAAGAGCGCACCAAAAGAUUCUUGCUGUGGCUGGAAGACAACGUGCUGAGGCAAGAGGAGAUGGUGGACAUUCUCCUGCCGGAUGCUGGCUUCCAAGCAGACCUGCUUCGCCUCUACCAUCGCGUCUGCCAGGCGACUGUUCCAGGGGCGACGGAGAGCUUCCGCCUGUUCACGGACAUCAUGAUUCGCUUACUGGAGAGACGAGGGAAACUUCCGGAGAAGCACGGGGCCAUCGUCUCUGCUUGCCGGCCAGAAGACGCCAAAGAUCAGUGGAAAAGGGAAGCGGGCCUGUCCCUCCUGUCUUUGUACAUCCACGAGGUGUGGAGCGGACACGACUCGGCGCAACUCUUCCUGUCUCACGUCGCCAUGGUGACCGGCGACAGUCAUAAGCGGGGAGAAAGCGGAAAAGCGCCUCAGACCGAAUCGGCAAUCAGGGACGUCUGCCGGGACUUGAUGCACGUUAGAUGAAUCUUUGCUUCUUGGAAAAGUCAAAUGUGAGCUUUUCAGACCAAAACAAUGAUCCUGUACUUGAAAAUGCCAUUUGCCAUGUUUUAUUAGAUGAAAGUGGAUGAUCUGGGUCUCCUUUGACGUCCGCGCCUGGGACUCCUGCAAGGAAAGGAGGCAGACAUGUCUCCUACAUUUGUAUGUUUUUGCAUCUUUUUGAGGACAACUCACCAAGGCAAGGGCCAAGUGCCUGAUAUUAGGUUCAAAGUGAGGAAAAGGACUCCCACAAAAGCCGCCAGGAUGAUCCAAAAUACAAUAACAACCGAGUCUGGAAGGUGAGGGAUUAGUGCGGCACACAAGAAAUAAACAAAAUGUCUAUUUUUGAAAUAAAGCCACUUACAUUUAUUGUAUUUCAAC
Molecule: messenger RNA, 7158 nt
Organism: Entelurus aequoreus (snake pipefish)
Lineage: Eukaryota; Metazoa; Chordata; Actinopteri; Syngnathiformes; Syngnathidae
Gene: urb1
Product: URB1 ribosome biogenesis homolog
Exons: 38
Coding region: 115-6765 (2216 amino acids)
Biological process (GO): maturation of LSU-rRNA from tricistronic rRNA transcript (SSU-rRNA, 5.8S rRNA, LSU-rRNA); maturation of 5.8S rRNA from tricistronic rRNA transcript (SSU-rRNA, 5.8S rRNA, LSU-rRNA)
Cellular component (GO): nucleolus
Source: RefSeq, a predicted model, not a curated record